AAGAGCUUCCAGAUAUGGCGCUGAAAUCAAAAGAAUGAAAAAGAAUUAUGAUAUUAAUAUACUAGAAUAUACCACACAGGAAAUCGUAAACAUACUAAAAAUGUCCUUAAAAUACCGAAUACGUUGCCCAGGUAACGAUGAAUUUUUGUCCCCUCAAUGUUUUUUGUUUGUUCAAUAGAAGCAAACCCUUUUUAUUGUUAACUAAAUUUAUAAACACAAAAAAAAAACAUUUAAAAUGAGUAAAUUGGAUGAUUUGUUGGCCAAAAAGAAAACGGUUGUACCCGUUUUAGAUUUGAGUCGCAGCAAUAUACAAACAAUUGAGGAAUUCAAACGUCUAAUGGAAAAAGUGCCCGACUACAAGAUGCGACCCGUUAAGGUGAGGGCGGAGGAGAUUAAAAUACGUGAGAAGGACUAUGCCUUCAAGAUGCCCAAAAAGGAAAUGCGUAAAUUGCUCAAAAAUAAUGGUGAACGUGAGGUAUUCUAUACGUAUGCCGAUCCAGUACCAAAUGAAAUGAAAGAUGUUGUCCUUAUGGAACUCUGCGCUGUGCCCAUUGAUUGGAAAAUGCUUACAACAUUGAGGCCAAAAAAUAAACUGGAAGAGGAGUAUUUUAGUCGUAUGGUCGAAAUGGGUAAAUUGGAAUUGAAAACAGAGGCCAAAGAUCGUCGCGAAUAUGCCCUUAAUAAUUGUGUUAAAAAGAUUAAAAAUAAAUCGGGCAUUGUUGAAACGCGUCUAAUGACCUGUGAGUCCUGUGGCGAGGAAAUGUGUUGUGGCAAAACAUGUGGAGAUUUCAACUAUGAUCUGUAUAUAAGAGUCGAGGCGAGAAUUAUUAAACCGAAACCUUUGCCAAUGUCUACCAAUAAAACAAAAUUGAAUGGUCGCAAAAAGUCAACCAUUGGCGGUGCUGGUGGUGCCAAGAUCAAGGCCAAAAAGUCAUCGUCCUCGAAUGUUAAAGCUAGUUAAAAAUUAAUUAUGCAUAAGUAAAGCUUUCGUCUGUAAGUAAAUUUGUGGUGUUGUUGUUGU
Molecule: messenger RNA, 1021 nt
Organism: Drosophila willistoni
Lineage: Eukaryota; Metazoa; Arthropoda; Insecta; Diptera; Drosophilidae
Exons: 2
Coding region: 236-961 (241 amino acids)
Source: RefSeq, a predicted model, not a curated record